UUUUUUUCCAAAUUUUAAACACGUAUCUCACAGCAAACACCAUAUCCUCCAGUGGUGGUUAGGUUUCCUCAUCUGGGUUUCCAGUCCCAUAAAUGAUUCUCACUCUCGCAUGCCCAAUCCAUGAAAUUCCAAUCCAAAAAGUAACGAUCUUGAUUGUGCCCAGAAGCCCGAUCAAAAAGUGCGAUCGAUUUAGGUGCGACUGAACGACGUGCAAUCGAUUACCGCUACAACAAUGGGUGCGACUGAACGGUCAGAGAUCUAUGAACGUGAGGUGAAAUGCUCAGGUACCAUGUUACAAAUUUUUUUGCACCUAGCAGUCGCUGUGAAAUCCCAGAUGAAUUGAAGUCGCUGAUUGAUAAAGCCCAUGAGUUAGGCCUGCUUGUUCUUAUGGAUAUCGUUCACAGCUAUUCAUCAAAUAAUACUUUAGAUGGACUGAACAUGUUUGAUGGGACUGAUAGCCAGUACUUCCACUCUAGGUCACGUGGAUAUCACUGGAUGUGGGAUUUUCAUCUUUUCAAUUAUGGAAGCUUGGAGGUAUUGAGAUUUCUUCUCUCAAAUGCAAGAUGGUGGCUCGAAGAGUUCAAGUUUGAUGAUUUUAAAUUUGAUGGUGUCACUUCAAUGAUGUAUACUCACCAUGGGUUGGAGUUAUGUUAAAAAGGAAUCUUCUGGUGUGCGCACCCAUAGAGUAUGGAACCUUGGAUCAAAUGGUGGCCUCCAUGAAUGAGGCUAAAGCAGAAGGAGCUGACCUUGUGGAGCUUUCCAUAUCUUUUUCUUCUAACAUUUCUCAACUUGAGAAACUCAUCAAACAACGAACUCUCCCUGUGAUUCUCUCCUUUAGGUAUCUCUCUCAUCAAUUCGUAAUACAUAUAUGAGUUUGAGUUUGAUUAAUAUUAUUAAUUGUUUUCCAAGAGCUUUUAAGUUUUGAAAGUGUAAUAUAAAGAGAAAACCAUAACUAUAAUUGAGCACAAUCACAAACUCUUAUAGUUGUUGGUUCUAAUUGAUAUGGGCCAGAAAUGUAUUCUGGUUCUAAGGAGCUCUGUACAAUUUACAACUACGCAAAUAUUAGUAGAUUCAUAAUUUUUAAUUUUAUAAACUCUUUAAGUUUUAGUAGAUUCGAAAAUUCUACUGUAAGGAAAUGGGUAUUUUCCAAGAUGAAGGUGAAUGUAAUCUCACGAAGUGGUAAAGAAGUAAUCAAGGGUGGCCUUGAGCUCAAUAACUCUGUAAGUUCUUUUUUUUUUUUGUAUAUUUUUUGGAAAAAUAAAAAUUGAGUUUAUAAAGAAAUGGAAGAAAUACGAUAAAGUUUGAAUCUUUUCCAUUAUUUACUUGUUGAGUUUUGGGUGAAAUGAUAAAAAGAGAAGGAUUUAGUGUGAAAGAUUCAAUCCUUCUGUUACUUGAAAUUUGCCUAGAGACUUUGAUUUUGUGUUUAUUUAAUUUUUAUGUUGUUUCUUCAGGCCACUGUAGAUGAUCUACAGGAGGCGAUUCAUAAGAGAAAGCUUCUUUAGCAUCCAUACUCUGUACCUGCAACAUAGGAUUUUUUGGGAGCUUGUUAAAUGGACUACUUUUCAUUGUGGCUGCCAUUUCUACUUUUAAUUAUAAUAUUAAUGGUGGGAACUAAGCUUCAAGUAAUCAUUACAAAGAAGGGAUUAAGCACAGCUGAUGAAUACUAUGUUCUCUGAGGAUGUCUAAUGUCGAAAACGACUACUAUAUGAACUUGAAGGCACACCAUCUCCCAACAAUGGACCAGCUGCAGCAAGUGAAACACAAGAGAAUAACUAUAAAGUUGAGAAGGAUGUAAGUGAGGAAGUGGUUCAGGAGCCAAGCUCAUCCUCACAACAAAAUGAAGUAAAGAUUUUCUUAUCUCACUUUUCAUUGAGGAAGUGAAAUAGAUAACACUACUAUUUUACUCUUUUUUUCCUUUCUUUUCUUUUGGUUAUGUACUUUUUGUUGAAGAUGAUGAUAUGUAUAAGCUUGAACAUGGUAAAAAUUACACUAUUGUCUCUAUCGAAGCAAAUGAAGAUUAAAAUCCACCAAUGAUUAUCAUUAGUUUUUUUA
Messenger RNA from Cannabis sativa, 2052 nucleotides. RefSeq names its product 1,4-alpha-glucan-branching enzyme 2-2, chloroplastic/amyloplastic-like. The transcript is spliced from 8 exons. The coding region runs from base 277 to 654 and encodes 125 amino acids. Gene Ontology annotation, biological process: starch metabolic process. The record is from RefSeq and is a predicted model, not a curated record. Lineage: Eukaryota; Viridiplantae; Streptophyta; Magnoliopsida; Rosales; Cannabaceae. Gene Ontology annotation, molecular function: 1,4-alpha-glucan branching enzyme activity. Gene Ontology annotation, cellular component: cytoplasm.